Hemicordylus capensis (graceful crag lizard) is the source of this 568-nucleotide messenger RNA. It is a transcript of the gene NDUFA5, whose product is annotated as NADH:ubiquinone oxidoreductase subunit A5. The transcript has 5 exons. Lineage: Eukaryota; Metazoa; Chordata; Lepidosauria; Squamata; Cordylidae. The record is from RefSeq and is a predicted model, not a curated record. The coding region runs from base 157 to 507 and encodes 116 amino acids. Gene Ontology annotation, biological process: respiratory electron transport chain.
UUGUAUCCUAUUCCCCGGCAGAAAAAGCUUGCACACGCGCAUUGGCUCUUUUAGCUACACGCCGCUGUUGUUCUUUGGGAUUGGUCUGUCAAGCCGGAGUGACAGUAUUUUCCUCCCAGAAUUCUCUGCGUGCUGCUGUUGUGGUAGCGGUCAGCUAUGGCUGGAGUGCUGAAGAAGACUACUGGGCUUGUGGGGCUAGCUGUAUCUGAGACGCCACAUGAUCGCCUGAGGAUACUAUACUCAAAAAUUCUUGCUGCUCUACAGAAUAUUCCAAGAGAUGCGGCAUACAGGAAAUAUACUGAGAAAACAAUAAAUGAGCGGUUUGAUAUGGUAAAAUCAGAACCUGAUGUGCAAAAACUGGAAAAUAAAAUUAAUAGUGGACAGAUAGAAGAAGUGAUUUUGCAGGCUGAAAGUGAGCUCAUGCUAGCCCGGAAAAUGAUACGGUGGAGACCAUGGGAACCUUUAGUUGAAGAACCUCCUGCUGACCAGUGGAAAUGGCCAAUGUAGUUGGCAUUACUUGUGAUUUAGAAAAGUAUUUCAUUAAACGUGUGUUGGACAUGAAUGAAAA